Molecule: messenger RNA, 1539 nt
Organism: Empidonax traillii (willow flycatcher)
Lineage: Eukaryota; Metazoa; Chordata; Aves; Passeriformes; Tyrannidae
Gene: PLXDC1
Product: plexin domain containing 1
Exons: 14
Coding region: 43-1464 (473 amino acids)
Source: RefSeq, a predicted model, not a curated record
GCCCCCCGACCCCCAGCUCAGCCGGGGCCGCCGCCCCCCAUCAUGCGCUGGGGGGGUCUCCUCCUGCUCCUCCUGCUCCGCGGGGCGCUGGGCGCAGGACGCCCCCCCGGGAGCGAAGGGCGACGGAGAGCUCGGGAUACGCCCGAGGGGACCCGGAUCAGCCAGGACCUGGGCGGGGGCAGCCUGGCCAUCGACACCCUGCCAGCCAACGAGACACGGAUCGUGGAGGACAACCACAGCUAUUACGUGUCGCGGGUGUUCGGCCCCGGCGAGGCCCAGAGGAAGGGGCUGUGGGUGGACAUGGCAGCCGCCAACGGGAGCCAAGCCAAGAUCCACGGGAUCCUCUCCAACACUCACCGCCAGGCCUCGAGGAUCAUCCUCUCCUUUGACUUCCCCUUCUACGGCCACCUCCUGCGGCAGGUCACGAUAGCGACGGGCGGUUUCAUCUUCGUGGGGGACGUGAUCCACCGCAUGCUCACGGCCACCCAGUACAUCGCCCCCCUCAUGGCCAACUUCAACCCCAGCUACUCCCGCAACUCCACCGUGCAGUACCUGGACAACGGGACAGUUUUUGUGGUGCAGUGGGACAAGGUGUAUCUGCAGGGGAAGGAGGACCUGGGCAGCUUCACCUUCCAGGCAGCCCUGCACAGCAGCGGCAGGAUCGUCUUUGGCUACAAGGAGAUCCCGGUGCCAGUCCUGCAGAUCAGUGCCACCCAGCACCCCGUCAAGGCCGGGCUCUCCGACGCCUUCAUGGUCCUCAACCCCUCUCCCGACGUGCCUGAGUCCCGACGCCGGACCAUCUACGAGUACCACCGCGUGGAGCUGGACACCAGCAGGAUCAGCAGCCUGUCGGCUGUGGAGUUCACUCCCCUGCCCACCUGUCUCCAGCACCAGAGCUGUGAAACGUGCGUGACCUCGGAGCUGACCUUCAACUGCAGCUGGUGCCACGUCCUGCAGAGGUGCUCCAGCGGCUUUGACCGGUACCGUGAGGAGUGGCUGUCCUAUGGCUGUGGCCAGUCAGAUGAGAAGACCUGUGAGGAUCUGGCAGAGGGCAGCCACUACUCAGCCCCUCCUGACAGCUCUUUGUCCCCUCAGACCGAGGGUGUCACCCCCUCCACGUCCUCGCUCUUCAUCGACAGCCUCACCACCGAAGACGACACGAAGCUCAAUCAGUUCGCAGGAGCAGAGGGCAUGGGGAGCAGCCUCCCUUCCAAGACAGCCCCGAUUCCCACCGGCACCAUCGUGGGGAUCGUCCUGGCCGUGCUGCUCGUGGCCGGCAUCAUCCUGGCUGGGAUCUACAUCAGCAGUCACCCCACCUCCAACGCCGCCCUCUUCUUCAUCGAGCGGAGGCCGCACCGCUGGCCUGCCAUGAAAUUCCGGAAUCACACCCACCACGCCACCUACGCCGAGGUGGAAGCAGCCAGCCAGGAAAAGGAGGGAUUUGUGGAAGCAGAGCAGUGCUGAGCGCCCCCCCCCCCGCCCUCCAUCUCCAGCCCCAGCCUUGCAUCCCGGACCUCCCGUCGUCCCACGUGUCGGAAC